AUGCCAAUACUAGCCCAUUGCACACCCCGUUGGAUUGGGUCUGCCACCUUGUACCAAUUUCGCGACGAACAGGCCAACGCCAUUGCUCGAGUCGCCAGGUACCACGAGGCAGCAACUGACCGCUCCGUAAUCUGGUCCCCGGCCAGCGAGCAGGAUGGCGUUCGCCAGUCACUGGAAACGUCGUUCCCGCGGACGUCCAACCCCGGGAUUUUACUCGGCUUCCUCGGCUCGAUGCCCCUGGAGCUCCUACACAACGUUUUCCUGCGCCUCGACUUGGACUCUCUCUUCAAGCUCCGACAGACAAAUCUCAGGUCGAGGCAAGCAGAGCUGUGCACCGAGAACUGCGCGCCGUGUGGACAAUUCGGAGGUUUCAUGUCCCUGCCGACGUGGACUCGCUGCUGCUACAGAUGCAUGCAGCUAGGCACGGAGGCUCAGGUGCUGCUUUGUCGAAGCAAGGAGAGUCCUGGGCUGGCCCCUUUUGAGGCCGUUCGAGGCCCUGCCCAAUUGGCCGAGCUUGCGCAAAAGUCCCGCCGCACGCCGGUGUCCUUCUUCCACGCCCUGCCGGCGCGGCACAACUUCAUGGGCGCCUGCGCGCUGCCGUACUACUACGCACGCCGGCACGGCCGAGCGCGGCAUGUCGUGUGCUGGGUGCCAGCGCGCUUUUUUGAACAGGAAUUCGUCGGCGACAAUCUCGAGAAGUGCGAACGCAAGGCUGGCGAGAAGAUAUUCUCGCAGGCGGGGUUUUUGGAAUAUUUCCGGUCCUGCGAGCACGCGCAGCUCCUCUGGGAGUCGAGUGGCGAAGGCGGUCAUGACCUAGCAUAG
This is a messenger RNA of Lasiosphaeria miniovina, 822 nucleotides long. RefSeq lists its product as uncharacterized. Gene Ontology annotation, molecular function: protein binding. Lineage: Eukaryota; Fungi; Ascomycota; Sordariomycetes; Sordariales; Lasiosphaeriaceae. The record is from RefSeq and is a predicted model, not a curated record. The coding region runs from base 1 to 822 and encodes 273 amino acids. The transcript has 4 exons.